Centropristis striata (black sea bass) is the source of this 5159-nucleotide messenger RNA. It is a transcript of the gene usp6nl, whose product is annotated as USP6 N-terminal like. The transcript has 14 exons. Lineage: Eukaryota; Metazoa; Chordata; Actinopteri; Perciformes; Serranidae. The record is from RefSeq and is a predicted model, not a curated record. Bases 1010 to 3775 code for a protein of 921 amino acids.
ACACACCCACACAUAAACACACAUCUCGUGCAUUGCAUUUACCCCUUUCUAUAUUCCGCUCGUGUUCUCGGCUUCACAGUAAAUGUACACUAGGAAAAAAAAGAAAGAAAGAAAAAAGGGGCUGGGUGACCGAGACGGAGAGCGGCGACACAAUGAGCAGGAGGAGGAGGAGGAGGAGGAGGGAGGGGGAGAGAUGCUCGGGGUGAGUGGAAGCGCUCAUUAAUAAGAAUUUAAAGGAUGUGAGGAGAGGAAGACGCAAAAGACGGAGAUGGAUGGGAGAGGACGAGAGAGUCAGGAGGAGGUGAGAGAGUUGGACAGUUGAGGAGCAACAUCACCGCUCAACUGCACGGAUCGAUCCACGACAGCCAAGUGGAAGAAGAAAAGAAGAAGAUUGCUGUGUUCUGCUUCUCUGCAGCCAAGUGUGUGUGUGUGUCCGUGUGUGUGUGUGUGUGUGUGUGUGAGUGAGCACUCCAGCUGAGCGACACACACACACAUCACACGCAAGAUGAAUACGUUCAGUUUGCAGAGAGUCGGCACCGCCAGAGAACCCUCCGCUACUUUCAGCAGCUGCCAGUUGUUGAGUUGAGAUUUAUUGGCUGUUUCGUGCAGCAUUUUAAGCAGGUGAAGCACUUAGAAGAGUGUGUGUGUGUGUGUGUGUGUGUGUAUGUGUGUGUGCUACUGUACAUCUGUGCUUUAUGGUAUAGAAAGAAGAGAAGCCAGCAAAGACUGCAGCCUGAGGGACAUUUGGAGUUUGCAAGCAUGUGUUGAAAUCUGGAGAAAGAACAUCAAAAGAUAAAAAAAAGAGAGGAUUUGAAGAUUAUUAUUUUUUUGGACGACACCACCCAGAAAGGAGCUCGGAGCUCGGAGGGGAAUGCCCAGGAGCCGGGAGUCAUGAUGUGGAUUAGGGGAUGAGUCCUGAGGAGGGGGAGCCGGGGAGGCAUGAGGUUGUGGAGGGUGAGAGGGCGACAUCGGGCUGCCCCGCGGCACCACCGGCUGCCUCCCUGUGAGCAUGCAGGUCCUACAGAUCGUCAAGGAGCUGGUGUCUCCGUCCAGACGCAGGGCAGCCGCCAGGUUUGGAGCGUCUGAUACCGAGCAGGAUGCGGCGUUGAAACUGGACCAGGAGCGCGCUGAGAUAGUCGCCAAAUAUGACAAGGGUAAAGAGGCCACUGUGGAGCCCUGGGAGGACACCAACUUCCACCUGUACAAAGUCAUCGACCGCUUCGGCUUCGUCCAUCAGAAUGAACUUCCAUCCUACGACUCAGUGGAGGAAAAGCAAAAACACGUGGAGGUGGAGAGGACCACCAAGUGGCUGAAGAUGCUGAAGAGCUGGGACAAAUACAAGAACAGUGAGAAGCUGGUCCGGAGGGUCUACAAGGGGAUUCCCCUGCAGCUCCGAGGGGAGGUGUGGUGUCUGCUGCUCGAUAUUCCCAAAAUAAAGGAGGAGAAGAAAGACUUCUACGAGAAACUGAAGGCCCGAGCCCGAGGAAUCUCCCCCGACAUCCGUCAGAUUGACCUGGACGUGAACCGAACCUACAGGGACCACAUCAUGUUCAUGCACCGCUACGAUGUCAAGCAGCAGGCUCUGUUCCACGUCCUCACGGCCUACUCCAUGUACAACACGGAGGUGGGCUACUGCCAGGGCAUGAGCCAGAUCACAGCUCUGCUGCUCAUCUACAUGAAUGAAGAAGACGCCUUCUGGGCUCUGGUCAGGCUGCUGUCUGGACACAAGCACGCCAUGCACGGGUUUUUUAUCCCCGGCUUCCCAAAGCUGAUCCGUUUCCAGGAGCAUCACGACCGCAUCCUCAAGAAGAUGAUGCCCAAACUGAAACAACACCUGGACAACCAGGAGGUGUUCACCAGCCUCUACACCAUGAAGUGGUUCUUUCAGUGCUUCCUGGACAGAACUCCCUUCACCCUCACCCUCAGGAUCUGGGACAUCUACAUCUUAGAGGGAGAGCGAGUGCUGCCCACCAUGUCCUACACCAUCCUCAAACUGCACAAGAAGCACCUGAUGAAGCUGUCCAUGGAGGAGCUGGUGGAGUUUCUGCAGGUGGCUUUGUCCAAAAAUUUCUACUUCGAGGACGACUUUGUGGUGGAGCAGCUGCAGGCGUCCAUGACGGAGCUCAGGAGGGCGAAGCUGGAGCUGCCUGCUCCAGGUAAAGAAGAUGAGUAUCCUAAGAAGCCUCUAGGGCAGCUUCCUCCCGAGGUGGCAGCAGCAGUGGUGAACCACGUGGCCAACGGUCAAAGCCACGUGGAGCCAGCCGAGCCUCCGAGGGACCCGAGUCCCGUACCAGACCGCCAGCGACCGGACAGUCGACCCCCCAGCCGCGCACGCCGGGACUCUUUGGAGAAAUCGCUCCGCCGCCACAAGGCUGAAAAGAGGGACGCCCGCUCCAGGGGAUCAGGGGAGAUCCCCAACGAGAGGCAGAAGCACUCCACCUCCACCACACCUGAAAGAGGGACAACACCAACCCCGACCCCGACACCCCCACAGCUCAUCACAGGAGACAGAGGGAAGCACCAGAGCCACGCCACCGCCAACCAUAACUCCAACGCCGCCUCCAGCUCUCACAAAGAAAUCACUCCUCGCUGGUUCAAACCGUCCGAGACGAAGCUGGAAGCGGUCAAAGCUGCAGCCGCUCGGGAAGUCCACCGGAGCCGAGGGGCGUCGCCGGCCCCGUCCAGUCCAGAAGACGGCGCCCAGACGCACCGCCGGCCGAGAUCCAAGGGCUUCCUCCCCGGCGCAGACAGAGGCUCGAACGCCUCCCAGUACGACAAUGUACCAGGGCUGCCGGAGCAGGAUUUCGAGAUCCUGGAGCUUGAUAGACCUCCGUCCAGAAUGAGGACCCCUCGCAGUGAGACACCCUUCAGUGUUUCGUCCCUUCACCAGGGCAGCCCCAGCCGAGGGACCAGCCUGGCCGGGAGCGCCGCCUCCGUCGCAUCAGGGCCCCGGAUGGCCAAACACCCUCCUGCAUUUACCCACAAUAGUCCAGGAGGCGUCCAGGCCGGCCACCCUGGCAGCCAAAGCCAGUACCUCACCCCUCCACAGCAGCACUCGCCGGGCAGAACAACCACCGAGGUCCCCAUCUUCCAUCCGGCGUACAGCGUUGGCCUCGACCCCAGAGGGGAGGACAGACUCUAUGCCCCGCCCACUCGGUUCACCCCGCCCUCCAGUGUGGUGUACGGGGAUCGAGCGUACGCCACCACCCAGCGCCCGGCCACCAGCCUCUCCCCAGAGAAGGCUCUCAUGAACAACUCCUACACCACCUACCGCAGGGGGCCGCCACCCAACGCCGCCCACAACCCCCGAACCGCUAGGCCGCCACCGGAGCACCUGCCCCUGCAGCUGGAAACCCGAGGGAGCUCCACCCCCAUCUACCUGCAACAGCUCACCUCCACCGCACAGGUCUACUCCGCUCCGGUGGACUACAGGUUUGAGGGGCAUCGGCGAGUUGAGCAGAUCCCGCAGAACCCGCACUACCUGCCAGAAGGCGGGCCCCGGCGGCUGGUGGAGGGGCCCCCGAGGCCGCAAGAGGACCAGCUGCCUCCUCAGUCCCCGGGCGGGAUGCCCCGCUCGCCCAGCUUCCAGCGAGCCCAAAUGUCUCCCGUUCAGGAGUUCACUUUCCCCCCGAACCCGGACAGCCUGGUUCACUACAGGACACAGUUCCAGGAGCAGCAGCCGGUCAUAAGGCAACAGCUCCCCCAGCUGUUUGGAGGACCACACUACAGGCACGCACAGGAGGCGUUCGCCCUGCAGGAGUCUAUGCUGCUGUGAUUGGACGAUUGGACAAAAGGCAAGACACUGUAAAAAAUAAAAAACUGAGGUGUAGUCACUGACACUGUGGUAAAGAGGAGCAGUAGUCCUAGCUUUGUUAGGAGCCUGGUUUUGUUUCUGCUCUGUUGUUCUUUAUGUGUGACCUUCCGACUGUCACGCUGCAUCGUAACGUUGCAGGACAUCACCAGCCUCUGACGUUUUUACUGAUCACUUUAAAAAGAGAAAGAAAAAAAAGCUGACUGAAGAUUUUAUUUUAUUUUUGGAUGUAAAUCAUUAACCAGAGGUGACAGUAUAUAUCUUUUAGAGUCUGAUAUGUACAGUGGAUUUGUUUUUUUUGUUAAUAUGCUGAGUUGUUAUCAGUAGCAGGGGAACGUUCUCCUGAAAACUCUUGAUUCAUCUUUAUUUUUUUAUAUGUUACUUCCCAGAUAUUUACACUAGAGAUCAAUUUACUCUAUAUGCUUGUGAAUGUUAUUUUUCAGAGAGAAGAAAUAAUACUAUGUCCAAUGGUAGAAUUAGAGAGCAGUGAUAAACGGGGUCACUAAGAAUCCCUGUAUCAUUCGUUCUUUCCAUUUUCAAUUGGCAAUCAAAAAUCAAAUAAUGACAAAUUGACUGGUUAUUUUGUUAUUUGUUUUCUAUUAUAAAACAAAAAAAAGCUUGUUUUUCCAUAUUUCAAUCUUAGGCUCAGAUCAAAAAUACGAAAUGGGAUAACGGGCACCAGGAAUUAAUUUGAUUUGAAUAUUCAAUUGCUGACCCCGUAUUGUGAUAUUUACGGUAAAUAAAUUGAGACUGCCCAAACUGACAUGAAGGAUAAACACUUUACUGUCAUUCUUUCUCACUUUUUUCAGUAUAAAACUCUUACCAGCAGAGAGGAGAUGAAGUAUUAACUUUACAUGAACACACCACGUGAAAUAAUCAAAUUUCGGCACGCCGAAAAUGUAUUUGUUGUGUCGGCGUGCGGUUUUCAGUUUUCAGAAUAAAGUGUUACACAACCAGGCCAAAAACCAGAUAAAUAUGGAAAGACGAUUAAUUGCAUGACCAAUUAAAUAUUCAAAUCAAAUUCAGUCCUGGUGCCCGUUUUUCCAUUUCUUAUUUUUGAUCCGAGCCUAAGAUUGAAAUAUGAAAUGACAAGCAUUUUUCUUAUUUUUCGUUUGAUAAUAGACAACAAAUAACAAAAUAACCAGUCAAUUUUUCACUAUUUGAUUUUGAUUGCCAAUUGAAAAUGGAAAGAACGAACGAUACACAGAUGACUAAGUUUUGAUUUCCAUUUCAAUUUUGCAGCGCCGCCACUGUAGAAAGAGCCGGGUUUGUUACUUAUUUUCUAGUCGUUCCCUUUCAGUAUCAGUGAUGGUAUUCCUUCAUGAUUAACUGACGUGCAAUUAAUUUC